Molecule: messenger RNA, 3215 nt
Organism: Prinia subflava (tawny-flanked prinia)
Lineage: Eukaryota; Metazoa; Chordata; Aves; Passeriformes; Cisticolidae
Gene: ZNF385B
Product: zinc finger protein 385B
Exons: 9
Coding region: 518-1960 (480 amino acids)
Cellular component (GO): nucleus
Molecular function (GO): zinc ion binding; nucleic acid binding
Source: RefSeq, a predicted model, not a curated record
GGUGCCGGCCCCGGGGGCCUCGCUCGGUGCCACGGCGCGGGGCGAGCCGGGGAUGCGCGGCCGGAGCCGGAGCCCCGGACCAGCCCGUCCGCUCCGCGGCCGCCGCCGGGCGAAGUUUGGCGGCCGGAGCCGCAGGUAGCGGGGUGUCCGGGGUGUCCUCCUGCCCGGGCGGGGUGCGGGCUGCCGGGGCUUAUCGGCGUCUCCGCAGCAUCGCUUGUUUGCAGAAAGGAUAAAGCGCGUCUCUAAAUAGGUCAGGGGCUUCGGCAGCGCCUGGGAUUUGCGUAACGAUUUUCGUUACGUGGGGAAGGUGCCGGCUCCUGCUCCCGGGCUCCGAGGCUGGAGCGAGCGCUGCUUUCCAGGCACACGGAGUGACUUUCUAAAAAGAAGUAGUUGUAUGGGCACAGCUCGGCUUUCUUGUUUUUAAACCCCGGCGACUUCGGGAAAGUUACAUUUCUUCAGCAAAGGAUGCAUUAACCCACAUGAAGGAGUCAUCUUUGAUGAGCUAAUUACGCGUGGUAUGAAGCGUCCAUUAAGUCCUGACCACAUCCUUGAAGAUGGGAUUAUGAAUCAACCAGCUGUUCUACGGGUCUUUGAAGAAAAAGGACUGAGGAAUGACAGACAGGAUUAUCAACUAAGCAAAGAAAAAAAGAAGAUACUGUUUUCCUUCUGUGAAGUGUGCAAUAUACAGCUGAACUCUGCAGCCCAAGCUCAAGUUCAUUACAACGGGAAAUCUCACUUGAAAAGAGUGAAGCAACUAAAUAAUGGAAAACUCCCUACAAGUACAGCUCCUGGCACUUUGUUUGCAAGUACAAGCACAGGCACUACUACACUUCCCACCCUUGUGCGCACACCUACCUUGAUGAUGCAGCCUUCCCUGGAUAUCAAACCCUUUAUGUCCUUCCCUGUGGACAGCAGCUCUGCUGUUGGAUUCUUCCCAAAUUUUAACACAAUGGAUCCUGUGCAAAAAGCAGUCAUAAACCAUACAUUUGGAGUGUCCAUUCCCCCAAAGAAGAAACAAGUCAUUUCCUGUAAUGUCUGCCAGCUUCGUUUUAACUCUGAUAGCCAGGCCGAGGCCCACUACAAAGGAAGUAAGCAUGCCAAGAAGGUCAAAGCACUAGAGGCAACGAAAAACAAACCCAAAGUUGGUUCUUCCAAGGACAGCGCAAAGGUUAACACGGGCUGCUCCACCACGCCAGGCACAGCCAACAUCUCUGACAAAUCAGAAGACAAAGGGAAAGAAAAACCCAACAGUGCAAGUCAGCAGUCCAAUACAGAAGUGGAUCCACUUCUUCCCAAACCUGGAGUAGCACCUGCAGCACCGGCCUCAUCCUCCAAGAGCACGAAUGGAGCUGCUAACACAGUUACUGAGUCAGAAGAGGAAAAAGCCAAAAAACUACUUUACUGUUCAUUAUGCAAAGUGGCUGUGAAUUCCCUUUCACAACUAGAAGCCCACAACACAGGCUCCAAGCACAAGACCAUGGUCGAAGCUCGGAAUGGUGCUGGUCCCAUCAAGUCUUACCCUAGGCCUGGAUCCCGAAUGAAGGUGCAGAGUGGCAGUAAAGGCUCAGGACUGCAGAACAAAACCUUCCAUUGUGAAAUCUGUGAUGUCCAUGUGAAUUCAGAAAUCCAGCUCAAACAGCACAUUUCCAGCCGAAGGCAUAAGGACAGAGUUGCAGGAAAGCCUAUGAAACCUAAAUAUAGUCCUUACAACAAGCUGCAGCGCAACCCAAGUAUUUUAGCAGCAAAACUUGCAUUCCAGAAGGACAUGAUUAAGCCACUGGCACCUGCUUUCCUCUCCUCUCCUCUGGCUGCAGCUGCAGCUGUCUCGUCAGCGCUGUCCCUCCCUCCCCGGCCCUCGGCAUCCCUGUUCCAGGCACCAGCAAUCCCGCCAGCUCUGCUCCGGCCGGCCCACGGGCCCAUCCGGGCAACGCCUGCCUCCAUCCUCUUUGCACCCUACUGAUUCACUGAUGUGAAAAUGAGAUACCUAUGGCCAGUACAAAGGGUAAAGGGAAGCAGGAAAGGGGUUGAAAUUUUAAAGUGUUUCUCUUUUGCAAUGGCAUCCAGCGUGACUCCUCAUCCAACCACGCCAUAAAAUCCAUCAUUCACAGCACUGCGUUUUGGAGUCUAGACAACUCUAUCUUCUCUCUGUCUGUAUUUUUUUUUAAAUCAAAAUAGUGUGAUUUGCUUAAAUAUUGAAUUUCUCAUUAAAUUUAUAUCAUUAAAGUGUCAUGCAUCUACUCAUCAUUUUCUUUUCUUCCUUUUUUUUUUUUUUCCAUUUUUAUGAUGCACCUUGGAAUCAAGAAACAUAAAAUAUUUUCCUGACAGACUUGAAAACUAGGGUCUUCCUCACUCACACCUAUGUAAAUACUUCUCUGAAAAGCAACGGGGUGUAAUCUCAUGUGGAAAAAUGGAAAAGGCAGAUGAACCAAAUGCUUGAUUGCAGACAACAUCUCAAAAAAGAAUUGCAUCCAUUCUUUUUGUGUGCUCUUGUUGACAGGAAUUGUGUGCUGUCCUAGACCCCAGUACUGAUGUAUCUUGUGUAGUACUACAGAUGUACCAUGUCUGAUUUUAAUAUUUUUAGUUCCUGUGCAAAUGUUUGAAAGCAAUGCAAUGCUGAAGCUUUCAAUUAUUUCUUUUGUGUCAUACUUUAUGUAGAGAAAUCAAAAAUAGAAAGCCAUAUAACAUAGAUUUAAGAUUACUGCUUGUUUGCUACUUUCAUUUAACUUAUUUUUGUUGUUUCUUCACUGGUGUUGCUAAGCAAUGUUUAAAGAGAAAAAAAGCUUUUCAAUUGCACAUUGCCACAGCUCACAUGCGUUGUUCAAGAGGACAAUGGAUCCAUGUGUUUGUACGUAAAUAUCCUGUUUUCCUAAUUUCUAACUAGUUUCCUUUGUAAUGAUGCUGCAUAACAUUGUGGCUCCCUAAUGCAAUAAUGUACAGAACAUAAAAUAUUUAUAAUUGACCAUAUUCUCUGUUUACUGAAUAUAUUGCAGUAAUGUCCCACCUAUCUUCUUACUUCCCCAACCCUUUUAUAAAGGUGAAUCAAUAUGCAGUGCUCAGACUGGAGUCAUUAUGUCAUAAUGGGGACUACAGGUGGAAGAAAGGAAAAAAAAAAAGAGAGAAUUAACUUUUAGAGCAUCUUUAUCAGCAAUCCAUAAUAGUAAGAUGUCUGUGUAUUUUUUUAAAUGUACCUUUUCAAUAAAAUAAUAAGAAAAUUA